Messenger RNA from Ahaetulla prasina, 1170 nucleotides. Its product is annotated as zinc finger protein 3-like. Gene Ontology annotation, molecular function: RNA polymerase II cis-regulatory region sequence-specific DNA binding; DNA-binding transcription factor activity, RNA polymerase II-specific. The coding region runs from base 571 to 861 and encodes 96 amino acids. Gene Ontology annotation, biological process: regulation of transcription by RNA polymerase II. Lineage: Eukaryota; Metazoa; Chordata; Lepidosauria; Squamata; Colubridae. The record is from RefSeq and is a predicted model, not a curated record. The transcript has a single exon.
ACAGAGCUUGCAUGGGCUGCAUGACAAGCUAUGUGGUGUCUGCCGUGAGCAGCCACAGAAGAAGUCAGGCGGUGGUGCAACAGGUGUCGGGGCAUAGGUAGCCUGGCUGCGAUGGUCCGGAGGUAAGCUUGUAACUCAGGUAAACUGGUAACUCUAUGAACUCAGGAUUGACCCAAGUCGUCAAAUAAAGAUCCACAGAUCUGCCUAUUGUGGGAAAAGCAAAGAUUGUAGAAUUAUGCCCGAGAGGAUCCACACUGGAAAAAAGCCUUAUCAGUGUUCCCAAUGCAGCAAAAGCUUUAGUCAGAACAGCUUCCCAGUUGUUCAUGGAAAGACUCACACCAGAGAAAAACACUACCAGUUGUCUCAAUGUGGCAAAAGCUAUAGCAAGCAGGCCAAGCUGAUAAUACACCAGAGGACUCACACACAGAGAAACCGUACAUAUGUCCAGAUUGUGGGAAAUGUUUCAGUCAGAAUUCCAAUCUGGUGAUACACCAGACAAAACACACAGGAGAGAAUCCAUCUGAAUUUCUGGUUUGUGGAAAAAGUUUUCGUCAGAAUUCCCAUCUGGUGAUGGACCAAAAGACUCAGACAGGAGAGAAACCUUUGUAUGAGUGUCCAGAUUGUGGAAUACGUUUUAGUCAGAAUUCUGAUUUGGUGAGACACCAGAGGACUCACACAGGAGAGAAACCAUAUGAUUGUCCAGAUUGUAAGAAAAAAUUCAGUGAAAAUUCCAGUUUGGCAAUACACCGGAGGAUUCACACAGGAGAGAAACCAUAUGACUGUUCGGAUUGUGGAAUAAGUUUCAUUCAGAAUUCUGAUUUGGUGAGACACCAGAGGAUUCACACAGGAGAAACCUUUUAAAUGUCCAGCCUGUAGACGUUGCUUCAGACAUAAAUCAUCCCUUAUUGCACAUAAAGAAAUAUAUAUGAGGCAAGAGUAGAUGAGUUUAGAGAAGGCUUUUCAUUUGUAAUCUCCCAUUGAAAGUGGGGGUGAGAAAUUGACUAUUUGAAUUCUGGCCUGAUUCUUUUUACUUUUUAUUCUUUUUAUUCAUUUUAUCUCAGGAUUAGAUUUAUAGAUGGAGAGAAAAGGGAAAUGGAAAAAGGCUCACUUUUCUGGUUAGCAGUAGGAUGUUUUGUUUCUGGUUAUAGGCAGCAGUUUCUGGAUAUUUCC